AGGUUGCCCAGUUACCUCCGGGCUGAGAAGAGUAAAGCUCAUUUUGUGCUGUGAGGAGUGAAAAAUCCUUUCGAAUUGUUCAUACUGACGUCAAGAGCCUUGAUAACUUUCCACUCUCCGAACCUACCGUCCUGGUAACGCCUGCGUUUGUUAGCCAUGCCGUUGCCUGUUGCGUUGCAGACUCGUUUAGCCAAGAGAGGAAUCCUUAAACAUCUGGAACCUGAGCCAGAGGAAGAGAUCAUUGCAGAGGAUUAUGACGAUGAUCCCGUGGACUACGAGGCUACCCGGUUGGAAAGUCUGCCACCGAGUUGGUACAAGGUGUUCGACCCUUCUUGUGGGCUCCCUUACUAUUGGAAUGCGGACACAGACCUCGUAUCUUGGCUCUCUCCCCAUGACCCCAACUCCAUUGUCACCAAAUCUAUCAAGAAGCCUAAAAUUAAUAAUGCAGAUGCUGAAGAGAAGGUAGAUCGGAACCAUGAGAAGCCAGAUAGGAACCAUGAGAAGCAAGACAGGAAUCAUGAAAAGCCAGAAAGAGUGGAGAAAUCUGAGCGAAACCAUGAAAAGUCGGACAGAGAUCGAGAACGUAACUAUGACAAAGUGGACAGAGAGAGAGAGAGGGACCGGGACCGGGACCGGGACCGCGGGUAUGACAAAGCAGACCGCGAAGAGGGCAAAGAACGUCGUCACCAUCGACGGGAAGAGCUGGCUCCCUACCCCAAAAACAAAAAGGCAGCCAACCGUAAGGAUGAAGAGCUAGACCCUAUGGACCCCAGCUCUUAUUCAGAUGCACCCCGCGGCACAUGGUCGACAGGACUCCCCAAGCGGAAUGAGGCCAAGACAGGAGCUGACACCACAGCAGCUGGGCCCCUCUUCCAGCAGCGUCCAUACCCAUCCCCAGGGGCUGUGCUCCGGGCCAAUGCUGAAGCCUCCCGAACCAAACAGCAGGAUUGAAGCUUCGCUCUCCACAACCCUGGCAGUUUUCUGUCUUGGCUCUUUUUUUCCCCUUGUGGUGGCAUUGGGGAUUAAACCCAAGGCCUUAGUGCGUGCAACUUCUCUACCACC
This is a messenger RNA of Perognathus longimembris pacificus (Pacific pocket mouse), 1062 nucleotides long. It is a transcript of the gene Pqbp1, whose product is annotated as polyglutamine binding protein 1. The record is from RefSeq and is a predicted model, not a curated record. Gene Ontology annotation, molecular function: protein binding; ribonucleoprotein complex binding; lipid binding. The transcript is spliced from 7 exons. NCBI's taxonomy places the organism in Eukaryota, Metazoa, Chordata, Mammalia, Rodentia, Heteromyidae. Gene Ontology annotation, cellular component: nuclear body; cytosol; cytoplasm. The coding region runs from base 157 to 951 and encodes 264 amino acids. Gene Ontology annotation, biological process: alternative mRNA splicing, via spliceosome.